Spinacia oleracea (spinach) is the source of this 2681-nucleotide messenger RNA. RefSeq names its product ATP-dependent DNA helicase DDM1-like. The transcript has 12 exons. NCBI's taxonomy places the organism in Eukaryota, Viridiplantae, Streptophyta, Magnoliopsida, Caryophyllales, Amaranthaceae. The record is from RefSeq and is a predicted model, not a curated record. The coding region runs from base 845 to 1666 and encodes 273 amino acids.
GGACGAAGGGAGUAUAAGUUAUUCGUUCAACUCGAUCAUUUCUAUGAUACCAUUAAUAUAUAUGUAGAUGUUGUUGAUGUGUAUUAUGUGUUGUUUGCUUAUCUCUGAAUUUUGGCAUACCAGUAUAAAGCUUUGGUUGACAAUUCAGAUUAUUGACACUGAGAAUCAAACUUAGUGCUUUGAGUGUUACAUCUUCUCUUUGGUAGUGUUUAAUUACUCUCCAUUGUUGUGAAUGUACUAGCUUAUCUAGGCACCAGGGAAAAGAAAGAGCUGGUGUAUAAGGUUGCAUCUUGACUAAUUAUAAGAUUAUUAGCAUAAUUGAUGGAUUGGUGGCUGUUGGAAGUGGCCAGAACUGGGCAUCAGAGGUAAUGAAGUGUUAUGGUAGGGAAGUCCAUGGGCCGUAAUUUCAUAAAUUAGCUGAAAUGGAAGUAUCAGUUAUUCGUUACUGAAUUAGUUUUCAUCUAGGGAUUCUGAAGGAUUUAGUGUUUAUGUGCGGUUCAGAAAUUUUGAAUCGAAAUCAUGCAAUCACACCUCACAAGUUAUCUGUAGCACCUAAUUAGACCUGUAUUCAUAGAUAAUUGUUUAUAAUUUUGUUUCAGGCAUUUAUGCUUUGUAUUUAAAGUUAGUUAUUGUCUGAUAAGUGAUAACAAGGACAAUGUCAUGUUGCCCAUUUCUGAAUUUAUGUAGGCUGUGCAAUUUCACUGAUGUAAGCCUCUAUAUGCUGUAAGUAACAAUAAAGUGAUGUAGAUCACAGUGCUCUGCUCCCUAUCCUCUUGUGCUGACUGAUUAUUUUAAAAGUGCAGGUGGUGUACCACGUGGUUUGAGAGGAAAGCUUAACAAUCUAAUGAUUCAACUCCGGAAAAAUUGCAAUCAUCCAGAUCUCUUGGAAUCUGCUUUUGAUGGAUCGUACUUUUAUCCUCCUGUAGAACAAAUAGUUGGACAGUGUGGCAAAUUCCAGUUGCUGGAGAGGUUGUUGACUAAACUCUUUGCGCGAAAACACAAGGUUCUGAUAUUCUCUCAGUGGACCAAAAUUCUUGACAUAAUGGAUUACUACUUCAGUGAGAAGGGACUUAAGGUUUGCAGAAUUGAUGGCAGUGUAAAACUUGAAGAAAGGAGGAGGCAGAUCAAUGAAUUUAAUGAUGUAGAUAGCGACUUUAGAAUAUUUCUUCUCAGUACGAGGGCUGGAGGUUUAGGCAUAAACCUUACUGCUGCCGACACUUGUGUUCUUUAUGACAGUGACUGGAACCCUCAAAUGGAUCUCCAGGCAAUGGAUCGUUGCCACAGGAUUGGUCAAACUAAGCCUGUUCAUGUUUACAGGCUUGCCACUGCACAGUCUGUUGAGGGUCGUAUGCUGAAAAGGGCUUUUAGUAAGCUGAGGCUUGAACAUGUUGUCAUUGGCAAGGGGCAGUUUAAGGCAGAGAGGACAUUGAAUAACAUUAUGGAGGAGGAGGAUCUGCUGGAACUUCUCCAAGAGGAAGAAGAUGACGAAGAUAAGAUGGUGCAGACAGAAAUCAGCGAUGAAGACAUGGAGAAAGUGCUUGAUCGCACCGACUUGCUUGUUGCAUCAGGCGCAGAUGAUGAAGAUGCCAAGGCUGAGAAGUUUGUGCUUCCUCUCAAAGGGCCCGGAUGGGAGGUGGUUAUCCCAACUGCAACAGCCUCGAAAUGAAGCUUGUCAAAAAUUGUAGCCAAAUGAAGUACAUCUGAAAUGGCAAGUUAAAAUUCACUAGCUUCUCAAUACACUACAAGAAUUAUAAGCAAGGGGGGCGAUUUUUCCUAAAAGAAGAAGGCGGCCAAAAAUUUUCCCUAAUAGAACCGAUCAAACACAUCAACAACAAAUUGCCUUCCUUGGUAUUGACAACAAGGGCGAUAUUAUAAGGCGCCUUCUUUGAUAUUAACAAAGAGGGCGAAGUAAUGAAGUCGCCUUCUUAUUUGAAGUACGGGGUAACAACCUGGUCGAUAUUAGGGAGUGCCUUGUUUGAGAAUAACAAAGAGGGCGACAUUUUCCUCGUCGUAUUUGUGGAGAAGAAAAUAAGAAAUAAAUCGGCAGAUCAUGCUUGACGAUUAGAUUAAAGUGGUCGGAGAUUUGAUCGAAUUUUUCAAAUUUCGGCAAUAGGAUUGAAGACUAUUUGACGAGCUCUUCAUCUUGGCCUGCAGUUUGUUAGAAUCGUGGCCUUUUAUAUGAUUAUCUUUUGGGGUUUAAGAACUUUUCUCAUCCCUGUCUUGCACAUAUCUGUCUAAGUGCGGAUCCUGCAAAGGCUUUAAAUAUCACAUCGAUACCUAUAUAGGUGCACUGCUUGUCACCAUGCAAUCUCUUUUUUCUCGUGCUCCAUUUCUACGGUAUUUGAUCUGGAUUUUUUUUUACAAGGAUCAUCAUCACAGGAGCAAUUUCCCUAUUUUGGCCCUUGCUGGUAAUCAAGACUUAAUCUGUCCUCCUGAAGCUAUAUACGAACAGUCAAGGUGAUCCAUGAGGAUAAAAUUACAUUCAAAGUAUUAGUUAACAUUGCUUAAAGAAGGAUCAUCAUCACAGUAGUUCUGUUGCUGCCAAGAAGGUGUAUCCAUGUAUCAUCCGUUUUAUGUACUAUAAACAUUGCUUCAAUGGGAUGAUUGUAUUGAUUAAUAAUUCCUACUCAAUAGAUAAGUAACACUAACCUAUUAGCUCAAAUGGGAGAGCAUUGUGCAAA